Molecule: messenger RNA, 2084 nt
Organism: Prorocentrum cordatum
Lineage: Eukaryota; Dinophyceae; Prorocentrales; Prorocentraceae
Source: the annotation of a GenBank genome assembly
UGAAGGCCAGGUCGCGUGUUGCUGCAGCCUUCUCUGGCUCCUCGGUAGUUCAGAUCGAGUGCAUACAUCCACUUCCUUUCGAGCCCGACCUGCGCGACUCGCUAUCGCAGCAUCGCCCCGCAGAGCGAGAUGGCAGCUUGCACGGCAAGCCCGACUGCGUGGUUGGUUGUGCUAUUUGGCCACAUAAUACCCACCGCAGCUGCCCUCCAAGUGCAGCAGCGCACCAACACGUCCUCUGAGUCCAGCACUACCUGGACGUUGCUGCUCAGCUCGACCUUGGGCAACACCAACAUUGGGGAUUUCUCCAGUGGCUCCACGUACGGCAGCGAGAGCAGCUACACCUGGUCAGACUAUCGGAUCGGAUACACUGGGUCGCAGCUCCAGGCUAUCGGCAUGUUUGGUAUGCGCGUCACUACCGCAUCUGGGUAUUCAGUUGAGCAUUUCUGGACCUUGAGCACCUCGGGUUUCGACAACACGUGCACGAGCUGCAAUUGCGGCGGCAACAGCCUCGGAAGCGACUACUACUGGCACGGUGGACGCGGCGGUUGCUGGGGCUCGACGCAUUUCGGGCUCAAGAAGGAGGCCGACGUGCACAGCUCGUGCAACGUCGGGGGCCUGGAAGAGGGCAAUGCCUGGGGUCAUUUUCACCGCGUGCAUAUCAACACGGGCGUCUACUUUUUCGGCGACAGUUGCAUCAAUUCUUGGAUUUCAACGAGUGGGGCGAGCGGUACUACUUCUGGGGCGCCCUUACGUCGCCGACGCCCUACCCGACGCCAUACCCGACGGCCUUCCCGACGCCCUACCCGACGCCAUACCCGACGCCCUACCCGACGCCCUACCCGACACCCUACCCGACGUCCUUCCCGACGUCUUACCCGACGCCCUACCCGACACCCUACCCGACGGCCUUCCCCACGGCCUACCCGACGUCUUACCCGACGCCCUACCCGACACCCUACCCGACGGCCUUCCCGACGUCUUACCCGACGCCCUACCCGACGCCUUACCCGACAGCCUACCCGACUGCCUUCCCGACGUCAUUCCCGACGCCUUACCCGACGGCCUUCCCGACGCCAUUCCCGACGGCCUUCCCGACGCCCUACCCGACGGCCUUCCCGACGCCCUACCCGACCGCCUUCCCGACGCCCUUCCCGACGCCCAGCCCAACGCCGAGCCCGACGUAUCCUGUGGGUUGGCCAACGCCACAUCCAACUUUUCUUCCUGGAGCUCCCAUGGCAGGAGGAGCUGGCGGGGGCGUAGCUGCCACUGGCGACCCCCACCUUCAAAACGUUCACGGCGAGCGGUUCGAUCUGAUGAAACCAGGCAAGCAUGUUUUGAUAAACAUCCCCCGCGGAAUGAGCGCUGGCGCCGCAUUGCUUCGGGUGCAGGCCGAUGCGCGCCGAUUGAGUGGACCCUGCGCGGAUGUGUACUUCCAAGAGUUGAACGUCACAGGGUCUUGGGCAGAGGCAAAACAGAAUGGAGGGUAUCAUUACAGCGUGCCGCAAAGAGAUGUGGAGGCUCCGCAAUGGGUUGCGCUUGGCAAGGUUGAGUUGAAAGUCGUGGUUGGACGUACGGAGAGUGGCCUCCAGUACUUAAACGUAUACGUCAAGCAUCUAGGGCGAGCAGGGUUUGCAGUUGGCGGUCUCCUGGGGGAAGACGACCACAAAGACGCAAUGACUCCUUCAGCGUCCUGUGCCAAACAUACGCAGCUAGCUCAGUCGAGUGGCGGGGCACAUUCCCCUGCGCUGUGGGUUGCCACGGCCACGUUCGCGUGACAAUACGGGCCACCAUGACAUACGAAGGCAUGACAUAUGAGGGCCUUCCUUUUGUUCCGACGCUUGCUGUAUCGCGUACGCAUGUCUUUCAACCUAGGCGCGCCUCAUUGCGUCACAUUUGAUGGAGGAGGCGUGUUCGAGCGAGAGUUCUCCAAGGAGCUGGGGACAUGUGUUGCCGUCUGAUGACCAGCCCUUUUGCUACGCCGCAGCAUUGUCAUGUCCACCGGAAAAAUCGGGUUGCCACUCUGCGCUGUCACAGGCCCCCGCUGCUCGCCGGGUUGGUCUUGCUCGUGGAGCUCUUGUUGUUUC